CAGGGAGCCUCGGACACAGCAGAUCACCGAUCACGGAAAGAGCCGAAGAUGUCGGCUCGGUCAUGUGAUCAGCUGUGUCCAAUCACAGCUGAUCACAUGGCACUGAUGAUUAGUGUGCCCUGAUGAUCAGUGUAGCCCCAGCAGGGCCACCUGUCAGUGUCCAUCAGUGCCUUGUGUCAGUGCUCAUCAGUGCCUCGUGCCAGUGCCCAUCGGUGCCCUAUCAAUGCCACAUACCAGUGCACAUCAAUGCCACAUAUCAGUGCCCAUCUGAGCUGCCUUUCAGUGUCACCCAUCAGUGCCACCUAUCAAUGCCAAUCAGUGCCACCUAUCAAUGCCAAUCAGUGCCACCUAUCAGUGCUGCCAAUCAG
This is a messenger RNA of Staurois parvus, 368 nucleotides long. The record is from the annotation of a GenBank genome assembly. Lineage: Eukaryota; Metazoa; Chordata; Amphibia; Anura; Ranidae.